CUUUGCAUCAAGCAUCUACGAUGGCGCCCCGCACCGAGGAAGAGCUCCUAUCAUACGGCGUCAUGGACCCAACCAUGACAGACGCACUAGUCCGAUUUCCGGUCCGGGACCCGCAGCCCUCGGACCCGUACUACGGUGAUGACUCUCACUCGGCAUAUCGGGCGCACCGGGCUGCUACUCUUCGCGAGAAGCAUCACCUGCGCUGCAUCCCCGAUCCGAUCCCGGACCAGGUUAGCGAGGAAGAUCGCAAGAUUACUGUUCGCGAUGGUGCGGAGAUCACGGUGCGGAUUUAUCGCCCGGUCGAGAAGCCGGCGCGGGGAAGCCCCUUGAUUGUCAUGUAUCAUGAGGGCGGGUUUAGCAUGGGCGAUAUAAGCGACGAGGAGACUAACUGUCGACUCUUUAGUCGGGAUCUGGGUGCUAUCUGCGUCAAUGUCGAUUAUCGACUUGCGCCCGAGCACCCAUUCCCAACUUGGGUCUACGACUGCUGGGACGCAUUGCAAUGGGCAGCCAAAAACGCAGCAUCUCUCGGCGCAGAUCCAUCCCUCGGUUUUAUCAUCGGCGGCGGUUCAGCAGGAGGCAACAUCAGUGCUGUCCUCGCGCACAUCGCACGAGACGAGAAGCUUGAUCCGCCGUUGACAGGCCAAUACCUCUGCGUACCAGCGAUAAUGGGUUUCACACCACCUACACUCAUCUCGCCACUAUACCGCAAGGAGUACCUUUCGCAUCCAGACGUCACGACCAAUAUCGACCCGGUUCUUAAAACCAGGUCCGGUGCGGAGUGGGCUGAGGUACUUCAUGGGAUUCUGAAAGCGCCAUGGGCCGAUCCACGCGUCACGCCUUUCUUGUACGGCGGGAUGGAGAACGGACAUCGCAAUCUUCCGCCUGCAUAUUUACAGAUAUGUGGCUUGGAUCCUCUGAGGGACGAGGGUCUCAUCUACGAGAGAGUAUUGAGAGAGGAGGCAGGUGUCAAAACGCGGUUGGACAUGUAUAAGGGGUUCGGUCAUUAUUUCUGGACUAACUGGCCGCAACUUGACAGGAGUCGCGAGUUUGUGGAAGAUACCGUUAAGGGCGUGAAGUGGUUACUUGAGCAGAAGCAGUGAUUCUAGAUUCUUGGCACAUCUAUGUCAACUCUACUAGAGAUUGCAUGCUACAGAUAUCCUAAAAUUCAAUUGGCGAACCACUAUUUUACACAAAUGAUAAUAUUUCA
Messenger RNA from Annulohypoxylon maeteangense, 1207 nucleotides. Its product is annotated as putative lipase/esterase. Gene Ontology annotation, molecular function: hydrolase activity. Bases 21 to 1100 code for a protein of 359 amino acids. NCBI's taxonomy places the organism in Eukaryota, Fungi, Ascomycota, Sordariomycetes, Xylariales, Hypoxylaceae. The transcript has 4 exons. The record is from RefSeq and is a predicted model, not a curated record.